Molecule: messenger RNA, 2118 nt
Organism: Cyprinodon variegatus (sheepshead minnow)
Lineage: Eukaryota; Metazoa; Chordata; Actinopteri; Cyprinodontiformes; Cyprinodontidae
Product: carbohydrate sulfotransferase 11-like
Exons: 4
Coding region: 174-1199 (341 amino acids)
Biological process (GO): carbohydrate biosynthetic process; proteoglycan biosynthetic process
Cellular component (GO): membrane
Molecular function (GO): sulfotransferase activity
Source: RefSeq, a predicted model, not a curated record
UUUUUAUGUCUCGUUCACGGACCUUAGAUCACAUCCCCGCUCAGCAGGCCAGCCCCGGCCGGCCGCUGUGUGUUUUUUCAGCCCUGUUUCCGGUAGAUGAAGCAUAGAGAGCCUCUGUUCUGGCGGCUGACCGCGGUGAGGAAGAGUCGUAGGGUUGGAGGCUCCGCCAGACUAUGAUGGGGAUGCCGAGGGGAGGACGGCUGUUCCUGGCGACGUGCCUCUGCUCUUUCUUCGUCCUUGUUCUUUACUUUCAGAGCAUCACUAAACCAGAAACGGCUCAGAAAACCGGCAGCAGACCUGGAAAGAGUAGAAGAAGUCCUCUGCAAACUUUUUACAAAGGAGACCAGAAGCAGCUGAAGCUGUCUGGAGCUCAGAAGCCCCUCCAAGGCCGCAGGGAGGUGUUGGAGCAGGCGUGUCUGAGUCACACGAAGAAGCGCAGAGUUCUUUCACCAGAGGAUCUCAAGCACCUCAUUGUGGACGAUAAACACGGCCUUAUUUACUGCUACGUGCCAAAGGUGGCCUGUACAAACUGGAAGCGUGUGCUGAUGGUGCUCACCAGUAACGGGCGCUACACUGACCCUCUGGCCAUCCCUGCCAACGAGGCCCACGUGGCGGGAAACCUCCGCACGCUCUCCGAGUUCUCAGUGACGGAGAUCAACCAGCGCCUUCGCAGCUACCUCAAGUUCAUUUUCGUGCGGGAACCCUUCCAGCGCCUGGUGUCGGCCUACCGCAACAAGUUCACCCGUAGCUUCAACACUGCCUUCCAUAAACGCUACGGAACCAAGAUCAUCCGUCGCCAUCGGCUCAAUCCUGAACCCGAGGCGCUGGAGAAAGGAAACGAUGUCUCUUUUCGGGAGUUUGUCCAGUAUCUGGUAGACCCUCGGACACAGAGGGAAGGGCCUUUUAACGAGCACUGGGAGCGGGUGCACUCCCUCUGCCACCCCUGCAUGAUCCACUACGACGUGGUGGGGAAGUAUGAGACUCUGGAGCCGGACGCUCAUGCCGUGCUGAGGUUAGCAGGCGUUGAGGGAAAAGUGAAUUUUCCGACAUCUAGCAAGAGCACGACGACUGACAGCAGCAUGGCAGAACGCUUCUUUAAGCAGAUCAGCCCCUUCUACCAGAAGAAACUCUUCAAUCUUUAUAGAAUGGACUUUUUACUCUUCAAUUACUCCACACCGGAGUAUCUAAGGACUCGAUGACCAGGAAUCACUUUCCAUUCAAUCUUUAAAGUGAUGAAAAGUUUGCACUUUGUAGUUUCUGAUGAAAUGACACAAGAAAUCCUGCGUCUGAACUGUUCCAGAACCGACAGACUGAUGUAGGAGAUUCCUAAACUUGUUCAGCAUUGUUUGAUUCUGGACUCCUGAUCAAAGUUUGCUUUGACUCGUGGUGAAACGUGGCUCACCAGCGUUCCUGCUGUGCCCACUACAGUGAUAAUCCUCUUAUUGCUUUUCUUCUUAUGGGAAUUAAUGAGCCAUACAUGAACGUCAGGGUUGAGAGGAGCAGGUUCUCCUCUUGCUGGCCAUUGUGCUGACUGUGAAGUUUUUCCUCAGAGGACUGUUUCAGAAUGCCUAUGGAAAGCCUUUAUUUAUAAACGUAUGUCAGCAGAGUAUUUAUUGUUCUAAAAAGUGAGUUGUGAAACAUGCAGGCAGGAUAUUAAAGCUUCCUCGCUCAGUUUCACUACAUCAGCUGAUGCCAGUUUACUAAAUCCUGGAAACGGGAUUAAAAGAAAACAAUCUGGAUGGUUUCUGUCUGAUAUCAGCUUCUGAUAGUCUUCUUCAUUUCAUUAAAAUCCUGCCUUCCAGCAUCUUCCACUGCCUGUAUUUAGCUGCAGGCCUGUAGGCUAAACAAACAAGCACAUAGCUGUGGUGGAGGCCGGGUCCGGCCCAGUCAGAGCUGUCCUUGUUUAAUGGGAACGAAGAGUUAAAUCCACCUACAGCCAUCUGCACUGCGCCGCCUUGUUCAGCAAACGUGUUGGAAUUUUUGGGAGGAAUAAUUUGGAGCUUACUAAAGGAAAAGAUUUAUUAAAGGAGUUUACUGUCUUCUGUCCAAAAGAGGAAAAUUCUGCAACUUGAUACCUUUUUCUGGGUCUUUGAGUUCCAUUUUACAGCUCAUGAAAAA